GGGCAGUUCCGGCUGCGUUUCGGGGUGCGGGGCCGCUCCCCGGGGCAGCUCCAGCGCCCCACGGGGGUCACCGUGGACAUGAACGGGGACAUCAUCAUCGCCGACUACGACAACCGCUGGGUCAGCAUCUUCUCCCCCGAGGGCAAGUUCAAGACCAAGAUCGGGGCCGGGCGGCUGAUGGGCCCCAAGGGGGUGGCCGUGGACCGCAACGGGCACAUCAUCGUGGUGGACAACAAGGCCUGCUGCGUCUUCAUCUUCCAGUCCAACGGCAAACUCGUCACCAAGUUCGGCAGCCGCGGCACGGCCGAGAGGCAGUUCGCAGGUACCGACCCCCCCGCGGCCACCGAGACCCCCCCACGUGUGCCACGGGCUCCCCCGGGAUGGGACGGCCCCGUGGGGUACCCCCACCGACCACCGGGGAUGGGGCUGGGCUCCUGUUCUGGUUCUGGGCUCCGGUUCCUGUUCUGGGUUCUUGGUUCCAGGUUCUGGGUUCAGGUUCCAGGCUCAUCCUGGGCUCCGGUUCUAGAUCUGGGUUCUGGGUUGGGGCUCUGGGCUCUGGGUCUGGGUUCAGGCUCUGGUUCUAGCUCUGUGUUCUGGAUUGGGGUUCUGCGUUCAGGUUCUGGGUUUGGGCUCUGGUUCUAGUUUUGGGCUCUGGUUCUAGUUUUGGGCUCUUGGUUCUGGGCUUGGGCUCUGGUUCUAGCUCUGGGUCCUGGGCUUGGGCUUUGCUUCUGGGCUCUGGUUCUGGGUUUGAGUUCUGGGUUUGAGUUCUAGCCCUGGGUUCUAGGCUGGGGCUCUGGUUCCAGGUUCCAGGUUUGGGUUCUGGGUUCAGGUCCUGGGCUGUGGCUCUGGGCUCUGGUUCUGGGUUUGGGCUUUGGUUCUAGUUCUGGGUUGGGGCUCUGGGCUCUGGUUCAGGGUACAGGCUCUGAGCUCUGGGCUCUGGUUCUAGUUCUGGGCUCUGGGUUGAGGUUCUGGGUUUGGUCUCUGGUUCUAGUUUUGGUCUCUUGGUUCUGGGCUCCGGAUUGGGUUCUGGGCUCUGGUUCUGGGUUCAGGCUCUGGUUCUAGCUCUGGG
Molecule: messenger RNA, 1069 nt
Organism: Calidris pugnax (ruff)
Lineage: Eukaryota; Metazoa; Chordata; Aves; Charadriiformes; Scolopacidae
Product: protein lin-41-like
Exons: 2
Coding region: 79-642 (187 amino acids)
Biological process (GO): protein polyubiquitination; proteasome-mediated ubiquitin-dependent protein catabolic process; negative regulation of translation
Molecular function (GO): translation repressor activity; protein binding; ubiquitin protein ligase activity
Source: RefSeq, a predicted model, not a curated record